Molecule: messenger RNA, 2205 nt
Organism: Argentina anserina (silverweed cinquefoil)
Lineage: Eukaryota; Viridiplantae; Streptophyta; Magnoliopsida; Rosales; Rosaceae
Product: wall-associated receptor kinase-like 1
Exons: 3
Coding region: 1-2205 (734 amino acids)
Biological process (GO): cell surface receptor signaling pathway; protein phosphorylation
Cellular component (GO): plasma membrane
Molecular function (GO): polysaccharide binding; ATP binding; calcium ion binding
Source: RefSeq, a predicted model, not a curated record
AUGACGAUGCGAAAGCUAGUUCAUCUGCAUAUAUUGAUCUUCGUAUUAGUGCUGUCAUCUACAGCAGAAGCCUCAGAUGAGUUAGCACCCAUGCCGAUAGGAAAGCCCGGCUGCAAAACAGAUUGCGGCGGUGUUUUGAUCCAAUACCCUUUCGGAAUUGGCCAAUCCGGCGGUGAAGAUUGCUUCUACGACGUGUGGUUCCAGAUUGAUUGCAACCAGUCCACCGGAUGGAAGCCCUUCCUGAGGCACAUCCAACUGGAGAUAGGCAACAUCACCAUUGCUGAAAAAGAAGACAGGGUUCAGGUGUAUAGCCCCGUCACUUCAUUGUGCCCUAAUACUUCAUCAAGGCAACCAAGAGAUUUCACCGGCAGCCCUUUCGUCUACUCUCAGCGAUUCAAUAGAUUUACUGCCGUGAGUUGCGGCUUCCUUGCCGUCAUUAGCUCCGAGGAGUUAAUCGUUGGUGGGUGCAGGUCAAGAUGUACACAGAACGGCUACAGCGUCGACAUGCCAUGCGACACUGGUGACAACUGUUGCCAAACAACUAUUCCUUCAUCUCUUACAGUUAUCAAUACUAGCAUACAGAAGGAUCGAAAUGGAAGCGCGCCUGGUGGCUCUGGUUGCAGAGACCGUGCGUUUCUUGUUGACCAAGAUUGGUUUAGUGAUACUAGUUACUAUGCCAUUGAGAACAUGACCCGCGUUCCUGUGGUGAUGGAAUGGACUUUAAACAAUGAUCAUGCUACUUCUUCAUUUCAACCAUUUCAAUCUUUCUUAGAAGAUACCGAGUGGUAUUUCACGGAUCCAGCACCCUUUUGCUCGAUUGUUGAGAGCAAUCGAACAAAAACAACAUUCACUUGUUACUGCAGUUCUGGCUUCGAAGGAAAUCCUUACCUUCUCGCGCCUUGUCGUGAUAUUGAUGAAUGCAAAUUUCGGCCCAGCGUAUGCUCGCCGGGAAGCAAGUGUAAGAACACUCCUGCAAUGUACUAUUGCGCGCCUGACAGCCAUGUUUUGAGAUGGGUCCUUACAGGUGUUGGUAUUUGCUUUGGGAUGUUGUUAUUAGUUGCUGCUGCAUGGUUGACAUACAAAUACCUUCAGAAAAGGAAACACAAAUUACGCAAGGAAUUGUUUUUCAAGAGAAAUGGUGGUUUACUAUUACAGCAACAAUUAUCAUCCGGUAAAGUUAACGUAGAGAAGAUUAAGUUGUUUACAUCUGAGGAGUUGGAGAAGUCUACUGAUAAAUUCAAUCUUGAUAGAAUCCUUGGCCAGGGAGGGCAAGGUACGGUUUACAAAGGCAUGCUUACAGAUGGAAGGAUCGUUGCUAUUAAGAAGUCCAAAAUGGUGAGCGAAGGUCAGCUUUCGGAUUUCAUCAAUGAGGUUGUCAUUCUCUCUCAAAUUAACCAUAGAAAUAUCGUUCAGCUGUUAGGUUGUUGUUUAGAGAAUGAAGUUCCUCUUUUAGUUUAUGAAUUCAUACCGAAUGGAACGCUUUCGAAGUAUAUUCAAGGUCAGAUCGAGGAAUUUCCGCUUACAUGGAAGAUACGGUUGCGAAUUGCUACAGAAAUUGCAGGAGCUCUUUUCUACCUACACUCUGCAGCUUCAUCUCCCAUUUUUCAUAGGGAUAUCAAGUCUACAAACAUUCUGUUAGAUGAAAAAUACAGAGCAAAGAUUGCCGACUUUGGAACUUCAAGAACUGUUGGCAUUGAUCAAACCCACCUGACCACAUGUGUACAUGGCACAUUUGGUUAUAUGGAUCCAGAAUACUUUCAAUCAAGUCAGUUUACAGAUAAAAGUGAUGUUUAUAGCUUCGGAGUUGUCCUUGUUGAGCUUUUGACCGGACAAAAACCAGUUUCUGCUGUGACAAAAUCACAAGAAGAAUUCAGAAAUCUUGCCUCACAUUUUAUAACUUCCAUGCAAGAAGAUAACCUCCAGGGAAUUCUAGAUGAUCGGGUUCUGAACGAGGGUUCUGAAUCAGAUAUCACGGUUGUUGCUAACCUCGCAAAAAGAUGUUUGAAUGCUAAUGGAAGAAACCGCCCUACAAUGAGAGAGGUGACAGCAGAGUUGGAGUCCAUCCAUAUCCAUAUGUAUACAAAACAACCAUCAAUUGCUGAUCAACGAAGUAAAUCCAUUAAUAGUUGGGAUGGAAGUGAACCAGAAACCGAGAUAGCUUCUAAUAGGUAUGGUGAUAAUGCGAUCGACUUCAUCACUACUUGA